Molecule: messenger RNA, 2179 nt
Organism: Nilaparvata lugens (brown planthopper)
Lineage: Eukaryota; Metazoa; Arthropoda; Insecta; Hemiptera; Delphacidae
Product: lymphokine-activated killer T-cell-originated protein kinase
Exons: 4
Coding region: 153-1049 (298 amino acids)
Biological process (GO): protein phosphorylation
Cellular component (GO): cytoplasm
Molecular function (GO): ATP binding; protein serine/threonine kinase activity
Source: RefSeq, a predicted model, not a curated record
UGGCUCACUGGAUUUGAAAAUUCAGUUUAGUUUAGAAACAAACAAACGAACAAACCGUCUAGUGUCCAUCUAGCCAAAGUUAUUUUAAACCAAGUUUUGCUUAGUUUCCACUGUAACUUUGUGUUUUAGAAGUUAUUUUAAAAACUUUAAACAUGGAAACGCCGAUGAGAGCUUCCAAGAAAGACUUUCAUGUGCCUGAGACACCAGCAAUGAAGCAAGUGGGAUAUGGCACAGGAGUAGGUGUCUACCAACUGAACCGCUCUCCCAACCCAGCCGGUCUCCGCUCGCCCUGGGCCCUCAAAAAAGUGCUGAAAUCGCACAAACACAGCACGUUUGGCAAGCUGCUAACCGACGAGGCAAAAAUCCUCCAAAAGCUCAAUCAUCCAAACAUCAUUGGUUUCCGUGGCUUUAAAGUUCUGGACGACGGUCGGACGGCUUUGGCCAUGGAGAAGUGCUCCGAGUGUCUGGGAGACAUGAUUGAACAGCGCUAUGAGGCCAAACUGGGACCCUAUCCGGCCGAAAACAUCUACAAAGUCGUCAGGGACAUCUCGUCUGCUCUGGUCUACUUGCACGAGGAAGUGCAACUGCUUCACGGAGAUAUCAAGUCGUUCAACAUACUUGUCAACGGCGACUUCGAAACCGUAAAAUUGUGCGACUUUGGCAUGUCGCUGCGAUUGGACGCCAACAGCGGCCGAGCCUUGGGCGAGUACUGCGGCACCAACUGCUGGUCGGCGCCCGAGGCGCUCGCCGAAGAUGAUGUCACAGCAGCCGCCGACAUCUGGGCACUCGGUCUCACUGUGUGGGAGAUGCUGAGUUUGUCGCCGCCCCACAUUGGCACAAUCUGCUCCCAAGACGAGAACGCCAGCUUCAAUCUGGACGAGUCCAGUUUUGUCAACGAGGGUGACUAUGGUACCCGACCACCUCUGCCCGAUCACAAAUUUGGCCCAGAGUACGAGAAAAUCAUUCUGCUUUUUGAACAGUGCACGGAAACUGAACCCAAGAACAGACCAACUGCCAAGGAGAUCUUAGAAUUCCUGGAGACUCAAUGAGAAAAAAUAAGAUUCUCAAGAACUUUCUUGAGGAAAAUCACAUAAUUCUUACUUAUCUUGAACUACUGUCUUGCAAUCUUUGUUUCAAGAGGAAUAUAAAGGUCCUCCAAUUCUAAUAAAAUUAGAAUAGCUGCAACCGAGAACCAAUUACAGUAUUUUUGAUCCUUUAGGUAUCAGUUGCACAGAAGCCUGUUAAAUCUCAACCGUGAUUAAAUACCACGAGAACCAAUCAGCGAAGCCUUGUAAAGUCUUCUCUGAUUGGUUUUCGAGGCAUUUAAUCAUGAUUAAAAUUUUACAAGCUUUUUUUCAAACGGGCCAUAAUGUUUGUUAGAUUGUUAAUGAAGAAUUGAUGAGUUGACCAAUAAUAAUUGUGUUAUUCAUUGUUGUCUUCCUUGUUACUAAUGUUGGAGACAAAAAUACUAUAAAAUCACUUUACUUAUAUGGGCUACUUUUGUUCAAAUUAAUAAAAACAAUAUCACUUUAAAAUAUUAAAAAACAAAUUUUCAAGUUUUUAAUAAAGGGUACUACAAGUUUAUAUAUUGUUUUUUUUUUUAAUUUAAAAAUACUAUGUUUGAAAUUUACUGAAGACUAGCUUUAUACAUUAUGUAUUGAAAAUAAUUGGUUCUCUGUUUAACCUUUACAAAUGUGAAUCUAUUUUGAAUAUAAUCAAGCUUCCUUAAUAUUUUACAGAAUAAUUCUUAGUUAUUAGUUUUCAUUUUAGUGUAUAUUUUGCGUUUAUUAUUAAUAUUUGUCAAAUUGAAGGAAAUUUUAUGGAAUUGAUCUGAUCUAGCAUUCAUCCCUGCAAAUGUUUUUUCUUGAUUUAUUUUAUGUUGAUUUUACUGAAUGACAUUGCUAUUCAUUCAAUGAAUUAUAAGUUUAAGUAUUUUGUUUAUCAAUUAGUUUUAUAAGUAUUAACAAGAUUCCUAUUAUGAGAGCGCAACUUUAUCAAAUGCAAUACUACAAAAUAUAACUUGAUUCUAUGUUAAAUACAGGUUACAAAAUAAAGUUUGACGAGAAAAAUAUGAUUUCAAAAAUGGUUGAGAAACGUUUAAGUUUUUCUUAGAAACUACGCUAUACUGAGCAGACAAUAUACUGUAAAAUAUAUAUUUCAAUAAAUUUGUAUUAUUUGU